AUGAGUGUGAACGACGAAAAUAGUUACCAAGCAGGCAACCCAGCAGAUGAUGCUUUUCAUCGAGACGAUAUUGAUGAUAUUAAUAGUGUGUACAACCUUGCCCAAGUGAGUGAGAUAGAUGCAAGUUGCAUCCCACAAGCAGACAGAAAUGCAACAUUUGAAGUAACUAGCACAACACUCCGUCUCAUACAUUCAAGAGGUUUAUAUGGAGGGUCAGAGCAUGAGGAUUCGUAUGAACAUAUACGAAGCUUCAUAGAAGUGUGCACCCCUCUGUCAUUCAAAACUCUAUCGCAAGAAUGCAUACGGCUGCGCUUAUUUCCAUUAUCAUUUACUGGGGAAGCCACUAAGUGGUUGAUCGAGCUUCCAAAGAACUCCAUCAAGUUGUGGGAAGAGAGUGAAGAACCAAGGAGAUAUUGCCACGAUUGGGCUGAGCAAGAUGACCAUGAGGAAGACCGUACCCAAUUGAGUGAAAGCCCAAAAUCAAAAGGGAGCGCAAAUAGUCCUCAGGUAAAUGAUCUAUUUUCACGCAUGCUUGAUAAAGUUGAGGGCUCUGAUGAUCUGCUAAAAAGAAUGAAAGAUGACUUUUCAUCACUAAACAGUAAAGUGAAUUCGCAUGUUGAUGCCAUCAGAGCACUAGAAGGUCAAUUGAGUCUAUUAUCAGCUCAAUUAACAUCCAGGACACUGAUGAAAUAUAAUGAAAGAGGGCUGGUUGUGGUCACCCGUAGUGGAAAGAUGGAAAAAGGGAAUGUGAUGGAGGAUGAGGACCUUCGAAUACAGGAAGAGAGCCAGGGUACAGAGGAACUAGAAUUGCAUAUUCCACAAAACCUUGCCAAAGAACCACAAGAGGAUGCAGAGCAACAUGUUCAGAUUCCAAAAGUCACGCACCUUUUACCCAGAAUACCUCCACCAUUUCCUCAACUGGAAGAAUUGUUAGAAAUGCCAGGAUACGCCAAAUUCAUGAAAGAGCUGAUUACAAAGAAAAUGAGCUUGGAGUAUGAAACGAUUGAGGUACAUAGUUGCAACGUAAUUAUGACAAAUGAGUCAAUCACCAAGAGAGAAGAUCCUGGGGCAUUCACAAUCGCGUGCACAAUUGGCAUGCUCCAAUUCGCUAAAGCUUUGUGCGAUUUAGGAGCAAGCAUUAACUUGAUGCCCUAUGCAAUAUACAAGCAACUUGGUUUGGGUGAACCAAAGGCAACCACAAUCAGACUCUUUAUGGAUGAUCGAUCAAUCAAACACCAUGUAGGGAUACUUCAUGACAUAAUGGUAAAAGUAGAUCGGUUUAUCUUUCCAACUAAUUUUGUGAUUCUAGAUUGUGAGAUCGAUACUGAAAUCCCCAUUAUUUUGGGAAGGACAUUCUUAGUUACUGGAAGAGCAUUGGUAGAUAUCGAAGGCGGGAAAUUGAAGUUCCGUGUGAACGAUAAUGAGGUGACCUUCAAUAGCUGCAAAUCCAUGAAGCAACCAAGUAACAUCCAUGUGGUGUCCACUGAGGAUGUUAUAGAUGAAGCAGUGGCAAGUGUUAGCCAUUUAAUGUGCAAGAAUGAACCCCUUGACUCUGUACUUGCCAAUUAUGAGGAAUCCAAAGUUCAAGGAUAUGAGGAAGUGGUGGCUGCCUUAUCAGGAUUAGGAGAGUAUUCAAGGAAUCCAAUCAAGUUGGAUAUCGACCUGAAAAACAGAGAAAGUCCUCCUGCGAAUCCAUAA
Solanum verrucosum is the source of this 1698-nucleotide messenger RNA. RefSeq lists its product as uncharacterized. The record is from RefSeq and is a predicted model, not a curated record. Bases 1 to 1698 code for a protein of 565 amino acids. Lineage: Eukaryota; Viridiplantae; Streptophyta; Magnoliopsida; Solanales; Solanaceae. The transcript is spliced from 3 exons.